Lobosporangium transversale is the source of this 714-nucleotide messenger RNA. RefSeq lists its product as hypothetical. The record is from RefSeq and is a predicted model, not a curated record. Bases 186 to 581 code for a protein of 131 amino acids. The transcript is spliced from 2 exons. NCBI's taxonomy places the organism in Eukaryota, Fungi, Mortierellomycota, Mortierellomycetes, Mortierellales, Mortierellaceae.
AAUCCGCCCAGCAUUUGUUGUCAGGUACAUGUCAAUCCAAUGCAGGUUACAUUCGCGGUCCCUUUAUUCCUUUAUUCUUUAAUUUAUUGUGAACCAAGACCCGAUCACGCCUUCAAUUGCUGGCUAUAGUUUCUCCCCAAUUCCCUAUAUCCCUAUAUCCCUAUAUCCCUCUAUCCCAUUCUUUGAUGCAAAUCGAAUACGUUCUCUAUUACACGCCGUAUCAGAUAUGCACAGUAGUAUCAUACCAUCGCAUAAUUGUGUUUUCUUAUGCUGAUCAUUUAGUCCAUGUCUUCGAGAAGAACGCAUGGCUGUAUUUGCAAAUUCUACGAGUGGUGUUACAUCUUUUGAUCUUUGAUCUUCACUCUUCCUCAUCACUUACGUUCCCUCUCCCCUUCCCCCUCGCAUUGCCUUUCUUCAUCUAUCCCUUAAAUUUUUUAUUUCUCUUCUGGAGUUUUAUGUGUACAUUCAUGUACACCACGCGUCAGAGUCGCGUUGGCUGUAUUUACUGCUUGUUUUAUUCUUUGCAGUCGCUUUUGAUUCUCAAUUGUCUAAGAGCAACAAACAAGAAAAUGAGAGUCUAAUGGUUGUGCACUGAUGUUGUUUGAGUACAAAGGCUGCAUUUCUUUUUUUUUUUUCCUGCUUCAGGCGUUCGUUGUACCUCGAAACCUCCUUAUUCUAUUGUUUAUUGUUGUGUGUAUCUUUUUAAUCCAGGUU